Messenger RNA from Danaus chrysippus (African queen), 627 nucleotides. The record is from the annotation of a GenBank genome assembly. Lineage: Eukaryota; Metazoa; Arthropoda; Insecta; Lepidoptera; Nymphalidae.
AUGACAUUUAAAACCACCAAAACAAUUCCCGAAAAAAGAACUACGCAGAAUGUUGAUAAUAUGACGUUAGAAAAAUUUAUUAUCAGAAGACGCCGAAUACAGCUACAGGAACUGUUAGAAGAUAAUAUAAAUGCUAAACCAAAUUUUGGGGACAAAGAAGAUGAAAUAACAAUACAAACGAGGAGAUUCAAUGCAAUUGUUAACUCAACUCGUGAAGAACCCGAAGCGCUGAGAGAACUGUAUUUUGACGACGUGGAAAAACGUGUAUCAAUUCGCGAAAAGAAAAAAACAAUCGCUUUGAUGGAGCAGUUUGUUUAUGAAACUCAUUACAUGCUACCAUUCAUGCAAGUAAUUAGAAAUAAGUAUAAACAUCAUCCGAAGUAUCAACUGGGAUACUGUUUCUCUUUACUACGAACUUUGAAGGCGCAACAGAUGAAACUUUGGACCAAUUUAAAGACAUAUCAGGAUAUAUACCUGGAAUUUUACACCUUUUUAAAAAUAUACGAGAAAGUAGUUAGACUGGAUAUAGACAUAAAAGAUAUUUUAAGAAUUAUGUACAAAUUAGAUGUCAGCCUAAAGAAAAAGAAAAGGAAACGUAAAUAUAGACCUGAGGAAAAUGGACGUUAA